GUCAACCACGUGGCUGCUGAGCUAGCUAGGCAGCUAUGGAUGUUCACAGAGUUCGUUUUAUCGAGCACGAGCCCCAGCCAAUACACUGCUUGGCAUUCUCGGAUGAGUCUUCAAGCUCUCCUCAACUGGCAGUAUCGCGUGGAGACGGUAGCAUUGAGAUAUGGCGGACCGUUGAUGGAGAAUGUUUCUUCAAAGAUGUAUGGAUUCCAGGAAGAGCUGAUGGUUCUGUGGAGACCCUUGUGUGGUGCUCUGGGAGGCUCUUCACAUCUGGGGUCACAGGUAUUGUACUGGAAUGGGACCUGGUUCGGCUGCGACCUCUCCACUCCAUAGACUCGUUCGGAGGAGCUGUAUGGUGUAUGCAACCCAACACUGAGCGAUCAAUGCUGGCAGUAGGAUCAGAAGAUGGCCAGGUACGUUUGUUUGAGCUCUCCUCUGGCUCCCUCUCCUUCAGCCGUGGGUUGGACAAACAAGAAGGGCGUGUCCUCUCCCUUGCUUGGCACCCCGACAGUCAGUACAUGGCGGUAGGAGGGGCUGACAGCAUUAUACGGAAACUAGACAUCAAAACCGGUCGCUGCAUCCUACGAAUCACGCUUGAUGAGUACAAAUCACGGAACACGCUAGUUUGGGAUCUCAAAUUUCUGAGCAAUUCGACAAUUGUAAGUGCCGAUUCUCUCGGGAAGGUUCAGUUUUGGAAUAGUCGGCAAGGCACCCUUAUUCACUCGCACACCAUACACAGUGCUGAUGUGCUCAGUUUGGCUGUCAACAAAGAAGAGAAUGAAAUCUACUCAGCUGGUGUCGAUCAGAAAAUAGUUUGUCUCAAGAAAGCAUCUGACAAAAGCAAGUGGCUUAAAUGUGAAAAUGUACGAGCACACACUCACGAUAUCAGAGCUCUAGCUCUCUCCAAUACCCAACUGAUAGCUUCUGGAGGUGUCGACACUCAGCUCAUAACGUGCCCAACAAGUAGCCUCGACAUUAAGGCCAUCAACAGACAUCACCCUAUCCCCGACAGCUCUCGAUUUUUCACAGUCGCUAACAGUGCCAACGUUCUGGUUCAUCAAAGCAGUAUGUCGCUACGAUUCUGGCAAUUGAGUAUCCAACACAGGCUCAAGUCAACUGCCUCCGCUACUGAAUCUCUCCCUACCAGUAAUGGGGAUCGUGGAGAUCAGUCCCCCCAAACAAGCCUCUCGUCGAUUGGUGAGGUGAAUGUUCAAGAGAGCAUCCCAGCUCCACUACCUCACUGUACAAAUGGUGUCCCGAAAAACUUUCUUGAGAUCAAGUGCAAAGAACCUCAACACAUUCUGAGCAGUACCAUGUCAGCUGAUGCUACCAAUGUUGCCUUAUCGACUGUUGAUCGCCUGUGGCUAUACAAUAUCAACCACAGAAAUCUAAACGUUGUUUGUGUGCAGGAGACACAGUUCCCAUGCUACAAAAUGGGGUUCACUCCAGAUGGCCAAUACCUGGUGCUUGCCACAAUAGACAGUGGAGUCAAAGUUGUUGAUACAUCGAAAUUCGAUACGGAGAAUGCAAGAACUAUCCAAGCUAAGGCUAAACCACAUCAACCCUUCACAAAUUUUGAAGUCAGCUCUGAUAGUAAAUUGGUGGCACUCUCAAGUAACACAAAGCGAAUAAUCAUCUGUAACCUUGAAUCUGGUGAUGUAAUGUGUAAAGUGCCUCGACUGGACCCUGGACCUACACUGUUUACGUUCACUCGAUCAUGCGAUAGUCUCGUUCUAUUUAUAGGUGCAGAAAAAACACUUUGCUCGUUCAAGUUUGCUGACAAGCACUUGAAGGUGGUUGGAUACGUUGCUUUGGAUAGAAAAUACGAAGGCCGUUUCAAGUUGUCCUCCCCGAAUGGUCUAGUACAAGUUCCAAAAAGAGAAGACGUAUUUGCUGUGUAUGAUAAUGACUGUGUUGUGCUUGUACGUGGCGGUGGCUCACAGGCGAAAGAGACCAUAGAAGAAAGCAGUAGCAAAGGAAAGAGAAAAGAGAGAUUGUUUGAAGGGCCACCACUUCGAUUACGAUUUGUAACGUCGAACAGAGGAGCGGUGUUGUUUGCGGGACCCUUUGGAGGGAAGGAACUGGUUUUAGUAGAGAGAUCGUGGACUGACACUCUUAGUAAACUGCCUCCAGCCUUGGCUAGGAAUCAGUAUGGCACUUAGCACUGUAAAUAAUAAGAAUAAUUAUUUUAUUGUGAGCUAAUUUAAUUUUGUGGUUUUUGUAACUAUGACAUCUUGUUAUAGUACUUUGAAUCAGGAAA
Halichondria panicea is the source of this 2257-nucleotide messenger RNA. RefSeq names its product U3 small nucleolar RNA-associated protein 4 homolog. Gene Ontology annotation, cellular component: 90S preribosome; t-UTP complex; small-subunit processome. Bases 36 to 2159 code for a protein of 707 amino acids. The record is from RefSeq and is a predicted model, not a curated record. NCBI's taxonomy places the organism in Eukaryota, Metazoa, Porifera, Demospongiae, Suberitida, Halichondriidae. Gene Ontology annotation, molecular function: RNA binding; protein binding. Gene Ontology annotation, biological process: maturation of SSU-rRNA from tricistronic rRNA transcript (SSU-rRNA, 5.8S rRNA, LSU-rRNA). The transcript is spliced from 3 exons.